AAAGUUGCAAACUUUCAUCGUUUUUUGUGUUAUAUGUGGUGUGCUCGAUCAAUUGAUUCCGUGCCACUCUUCAAGCACACAUCUCUCCCGACCCCAACUCACCAUGGCAAUUUCUUUACCAAAAUUCCAUCCCUCUUCCCUAAUCUACCAGCACCCCUUCAUUUUCAUCAUAACAAUUUCUUUCCUCUGCAACUUCACCACUGCAGAAACCCACUCUUUUGGGCGAAUCAUUUCACCCUCAACGCUGGGGCUCAACAAACCGCAGAAACUGAGCCACCUGCGCUUCUACUUCCACGACAUCGUCGACGGGCCAAACCAAUCGGCUUUCCGCGUCGCUGCUGCUCCGUCCACCAACAACUCCCCGACGGGGUUCGGCGCGGUGGUGGUGAUGGAUGACGCGCUGACUGAGCUGCCGGAGAUGGGUUCCAAGGUGGUGGGGAGGGCGCAGGGGAUGUACGCACUGGCUUCGCGGAGUGAAGUGGGUCUCCUGAUGGUGCUCAACUUUGCAUUCACGGAAGGGAAGUAUAACGGGAGCAAUCUCAGCGUGCUUGGGCGGAACGCGGCGAAUUCCGCCGUGAGGGAGAUGCCGGUGGUGGGUGGCAGUGGGUUGUUCCGGUUCGCUAAUGGGUAUGCUCAGGCAAGGACACAUCAUUCCACAACAGUGGAAGAUGUUGUGGAGUACAACGUCUUUGUCUUCCAUUAUUGAAAUGUGUGGUUCUUUUUUCUUUGUCUUUUGCUUUAGUUUCUAUCAGUUGAAAAUGGUGCAUGCAGCUGCAUGUAAUGGGGGGGUAAUAAUUGUGAUUGCUACUCAAGUCUUUGUUUUUCUUCUUUGGCGUUACUUUUUAAGGCUUGCUUUUUGAAAGUGGUUGAUUGGUCUUCUUCUAGUGAUCGAGCAAUUGAUCAGGGACGACUGAAGUUUAUGUUGAAUUACAACAUGGAAUUAUCAUUCCAA
Messenger RNA from Lotus japonicus, 952 nucleotides. Its product is annotated as dirigent protein 22-like. The record is from RefSeq and is a predicted model, not a curated record. Bases 104 to 706 code for a protein of 200 amino acids. Lineage: Eukaryota; Viridiplantae; Streptophyta; Magnoliopsida; Fabales; Fabaceae. The transcript has a single exon.